This is a messenger RNA of Aspergillus thermomutatus, 4248 nucleotides long. RefSeq names its product UDP-glucose:sterol glycosyltransferase (gene atg26). Bases 1 to 4248 code for a protein of 1415 amino acids. The transcript is spliced from 3 exons. Gene Ontology annotation, biological process: carbohydrate metabolic process. The record is from RefSeq and is a predicted model, not a curated record. NCBI's taxonomy places the organism in Eukaryota, Fungi, Ascomycota, Eurotiomycetes, Eurotiales, Aspergillaceae. Gene Ontology annotation, molecular function: UDP-glycosyltransferase activity; hexosyltransferase activity.
AUGCGACCAUUUCUGGACGAUGCGAAGCGACGGGUGGACCGCAGGCUCAGUGCAAGCAGGCAGUCCCUGUCCACGAGCCGUCUUCUUUCCAGUGCUUUGCCAGACAGACUGAAAGACAACCACGAUGCCCAGGUCGACUUUACUGCACCACCCGGAGGAUCUGGCUCUCGCGAGGGCCAUCUCCAAUACAUGCAACAAUCCAUAUUCGGGAUGAUUGCCGCUGUUGGCUCCAGGUCCGACUUUCAUGCGCGAUUUGACGAAUCAAGUGACAGUGAUGGAGAAACAGAGGAGCGGGCAAGGAAAGAGUCUUCUGUCAGGAAAGGAACGUCUGCCUCGGCAAAUGCGCACUCCCUGAGUUUGGGCCAAAGAUCCAGUUCGCGGACCGAUGAGAAAGCAGAGAAGGAGUCGGGUACAAGAGGCCGUCGCCAUCGCAGGACAAUAUCGGACCAUAAAUUAUUUCGGCCCUUCAAGUCAAGCUCAAAGCAAGAGUCACAGACUGAUCCUUCAACGGGCGAUGAAACGCUCUGCGUUUCACUCCCUACACGACCGCGUAGUGCCACUCCUCGAGCAGCUCCUAUCCUGAGCCGUAUGGUCGAAGCUCAAGCCCAAUUUGGUUUGAAAGCUUCGUCUGCCGAACGUUAUCAAUCUUCUUCUGAGGAAAGUAGCGACAAGGGCCCUCGCGAGGCAUCCGUGUCCCCCCUUUCUACAAGGUUGAUGGAUAUGUUCGGCUUCGACAAACCAGAAAAAGUGCUUGUUGAAUAUGCCUGCUCACUUCUUCAGAGCAUGCUCUUACAGGGGUACAUGUACGUCACCGAGGGUCAUAUCUGCUUCUACGCCUAUCUCCCCAAGAAAUCUACAGUGGCUAUUAAGUCUGGGUAUCUUCACAAACGUGGUCGAAAAAACCCGAAGUACAGCCGCUACUGGUUUUCUCUGAAGGGUGAUGUUCUUUCCUACUAUGCCGACCCGUCAAAUCUCUACUUUCCGAGUGGUCAUGUCGAUCUUCGAUAUGGGAUUUCUGCCUCGCUGGCCGAACCGAAAGAGAAAGGGAGGGAACCUAGAGACUUUCAGGUCACCACGGACCAGAGAACGUACUAUUUUAGAGCUGAUAGCUCCACGAGUGCGAAAGAAUGGGUGAAAGCCCUGCAAAAAGUGAUUUUUCGGACACACAACGAGGGCGAAAGCGUCAAGAUAUCUUUUCCGAUCGAAAGCAUUAUAGACAUAGAGGAAAGUCCCAUGGUAGAUUUCGCCGAGACGUUUAAGAUACGCGUGAUUGAGGAUGAUGAUUCGUACGCGAUUGAUGAGGUAUGUCUCUCGAUUACCAUCAUUCUGCACAAGACUCAUGGUUUGCAGUAUUUCUUCUCAUUCUUCGACUCCGGCCGCGACGCUUUCAAUUUUCUCAGAAGCCUCAUUAAUGAUCAAUCUUUGAGACAUUCUUCUCAAACCCUCUCACCGCAACCGGACCGUUCGCCUCGGUCUGAUCGUACCCGCAAAUCUCGAAACAGGUGGUCGUUGACCAGCGGGACGAGUCGAAUUCUAGGUAACGGCAGAGCUGAGACGCAGCGGAAAAGGAGUGCAAGCACAAGCUAUUUGAGUCUGGCGCACGAUGUUAUAAAUUCAUCGCCGGCGACCCGACCUCAGGACUCGUCAGAUUCGAUAUUGAAUUCUUUCGAGCAAGGAACUGAGUCUUCAGCUGCCUGGCAAUCGAUGACGGAUGCGGCAGAAUCAGCGAGCCAGAUCUUGAAUCGCAGCGAUGUCUUUCAAUCUCCUACCAUUCAUAAUCUGGACAGAAGGCCUUCUGGCGCAGAAAGAAGAGGGCGACGCAAUUCUGACGAAACGGCUCGAUCACUAUCCACGCGUGCCAAUGUUGGUACCGUUCAACAGACCGAUGAGCUUGGCAUACGGACGGAUGGCUAUACAAGUGGACGUGAGGCUCAGGCUUCCACCGGUGAAUCUGACCAAGACACGCAAGAUCCGACUAAAUCCUUCUCGGCUGCACCUUCUCUGAACGAGCUUGUCAAAGCCGGAGUAUAUCCUCUCCAGCGUGCGGCAGGUCUUGCCGAGUACUUGAGGACCCGGUCAAAGCAAAUGAGUAACCUUCUGGCCAGUGAAUCUAUGGGCUACAUAGAGAAAGUUUCGGGAAUGUGGACUGGCGGUCGAAAACAUUAUGGCGAGGCAGAAGAUGUCUUGCCAGACGAUCAAGCUGUUGAUCCUGAAGACAAGGAAGAUGGCUGCAACUAUGGCGACCGUUUCCGUGCGCAUUUUGCACUACCGCCGACGGAGAAGCUACAAGCGACAUACUUUGCAUACUUGCAUCGGGUACUUCCACUCUAUGGCAAGAUAUACGUCAGUCAGAAGAAGCUGUGUUUCCGCAGUCUCAUUCCUGGGACUCGUACAAAAAUGAUUCUUCCUUUGAGAGAUAUUGAGAACGUGGAAAAGGAGAAAGGCUUCAGGUUCGGCUAUCACGGUCUUGUUAUUAUUAUCCGCGGACAUGAGGAGUUAUUCUUCGAAUUUCGUACGUCUGAUGCUCGAGAUGAUUGCGCUGUUACGCUUCAUCAACAUCUGGAGACUGUGAAAUUUAUGGCAGAGUCAGGCCUGCUAGCUGAGCAGGAGAAGAAUGAGUCCGAAGCAGCGAUGGCAGAACACCGCAUGCUUCAAGAGGCCAGAUUGGAUGAUUAUGGCGAAAAUGACUUGCGGCCCUUGAAUGAGUCUUCUGGGCUACAUCCGAUUUUUGACGAUCCUCGCGCCUCCAUCGUCAACUUCAAACCUGCCAAGUCUCUUCGGAUCACCUGUCUGACGAUUGGCUCACGAGGCGAUGUGCAGCCAUACAUAGCCUUAUGUAAAGGGCUACUUGCAGAAGGCCAUAGGCCAAAGAUUGCAACGCACGCAGAAUUCGAGCCAUGGGUGAGAAAACAUGGCAUUGAUUUUGCUCCAGUGGAGGGUGACCCAGCGGAGCUCAUGCGCAUUUGCGUUGAGAAUGGGAUGUUCACGUAUUCAUUCCUCAAAGAGGCGUCGCAAAAGUUCCGCGGCUGGAUUGACGAUCUUUUGUCAUCGGCAUGGGCAAGCUGCCAGGAUAGCGAUCUUCUCAUUGAAUCACCCAGUGCAAUGGCGGGCAUACACAUCGCCGAAGCGCUGAGAAUUCCUUACUUUCGCGCUUUCACAAUGCCGUGGUCACGGACAAGAGCUUAUCCACACGCCUUUGCUGUGCCUGAACACAAAAUGGGAGGUGCGUACAACUAUAUAACCUACGUGAUGUUUGACAACGUCUUUUGGAAGGCCAUUGCCGGGCAGGUGAAUAGAUGGCGGAAAAACGAGCUCGGCCUAAAGGCGACUACUCUGGACAAGAUGCAACCGAACAAAGUCCCAUUUCUCUAUAACUACUCUCCCUCGGUGGUACCGCCACCGUUGGACUACCCCGACUGGAUUCGCAUUACCGGAUACUGGUUUCUUAACGAGGGAAGCGACUGGACUCCUCCUGCCGGCUUGUCCGAAUUCAUUCAACGUGCCCGCGAAGAUGCACUCACCACGACAGUCAUUGAGUCGGUCCAGAAGGCUGAUGUUCGCUGCAUUCUCUCCAAAGGCUGGUCCGAUAGGCUCGGCGAUCCUGCCAGUGCUAAACCGGAGGUACCUCUGCCGCCAGAGAUUUUCCAGAUUCAGGCUGCGCCGCAUGACUGGCUCUUCUCGCAGAUCGACGCUGCCGUUCAUCAUGGAGGAGCGGGUACCACCGGGGCGAGCUUGCGUGCAGGCGUUCCUACGAUCGUCAAGCCUUUCUUCGGUGAUCAGUUCUUCUUCGGAUCGCGAGUUGAAGAUCUGGGUGUUGGGAUUUGCAUGAAGAAGCUUAACGUGAGCGUUUUCUCGCGCGCACUAUGGGAAGCCACCCAUAGCGAGCGACUGAUCAUUAGAGCCCGGGAUCUAGGCGCAAGGAUCCGUAGUGAGGAUGGAGUAGAGACUGCUAUCAAGGCUAUUUACCGCGACCUUGAGUACGCCAAAACACUGGUCCGCCAGCGCUCCAUUGCUUCAUCCACGCCUUUUUCGCCAACGCCUUCUGCCAAAACGACGGCCGAGCAGGAUGCUGAUGACGAUGUUGAAGACAGUGUGGAGUGGACGUUUGUUGGUGACGACGCUGACAUGGAGAUGUCCAAGAGGCUUCGAGAUAGGGCGAUUUCCGACGCUGAUAUGCUACCCGAUCGAUUGCUUGCCAAUUCUAUUCCCGGAGAUUCUGGACUUGGAAGGAAAUUGAGCGGUCGCUAA